UUCGUCUCUCUGCCUGCUUUGGUUUAAAAUCGCCUCAAUCUCUCAAAAAGCAGGAGAGAUUCGAUUCUAAAGCCUCUCUCUAUUUUUCUACCCCCGCCGAUAACCUAAAUGCCUUCAUUAAUGUUAUCCGACAAGAAAGAGGAGAAGAAGAUGAAGAAGAAGAUAGCCUUGGAAACCCCAGAGCUUGACUCUAAGAAGGGGAAGAAGGAGGCCAAGCUAAAGUUUUCUUCUUCGGACGAAGAAGGGUCGGAGAAGAAGAAAAGUAAGAAGAAGGAGAAGAAGCGUAAGGCUGCGGAGGAGGAGGAGGAAGGCAAGAGUGAUUCAAGCUCCGAUAAGAAGAAGAGCAGCAAAAAGGUCAAGUUGGGUGCUGAAGAUGUUGAAGUUGAUAACCCUAACGCUAUUUCCAAGUUUAGGAUUUCGCCUUCCUUGAGGGAGAAGCUCAAGGAGAGGGGUAUUGAAGCUCUUUUCCCCAUUCAGGCUACAACGUUUGAUAUGGUUCUCGAUGGUGCUGAUUUAGUUGGACGGGCUCGUACUGGUCAGGGUAAAACACUGGCUUUUGUGUUGCCUAUAUUGGAAUCAUUGAUCAAUGGACCUGCCAAAAGCAAAAAGAAGAAUGGAUAUGGCAGGCCACCAAGUGUCUUGGUGCUUUUACCGACCAGAGAAUUGGCCAAGCAGGUAGCUGCUGACUUUGAUGUAUACGGAGCAUCAGUUGGGUUAACUUCUUGCUGUCUCUAUGGAGGUGAUAGUUAUACUGGCCAGGAAUAUAAAUUAAAGAGAGGUGUUGACAUUGUGGUUGGAACCCCGGGUCGUAUUAAGGAUCAUAUUGAAAGACAAAACAUUGAUCUGAGCCAUCUACAAUUCCGUGUUCUUGAUGAAGCUGAUGAGAUGUUGAGGAUGGGGUUUGUCGAGGAUGUUGAACUUAUUUUAGGGAAAGUGGAGGAUGCUACUAAAGUCCAGACUCUUCUCUUCAGUGCUACUCUGCCAUCAUGGGUGAAAAAUAUCUCUACCAGGUUUCUUAAAAGAGACCAGAAGACUAUUGAUCUUGUUGGUAAUGAUAAAAUGAAGGCCAGUAAUAGUGUACGACACAUUGCUAUUCCCUGUAAUAAGGCAGCCAUGUCUCGGUUGAUUCCUGAUAUUAUCAGUUGCUAUAGCAGUGGAGGCCAAACCAUUAUUUUCACUGAGAAAAAAGAAGAAGCUUCCCAGCUUUCUGGUUUGUUAGCUGGGUCAAGAGCUUUGCAUGGAGACAUACAGCAAUCACAACGUGAGGUUACUCUUGCUGGAUUUAGGAAUGGCAAGUUUUCGACAUUGGUGGCUACUAACGUUGCUGCUCGUGGUCUAGAUAUCAAUGAUGUGCAGUUAAUUAUCCAGUGUGAGCCUCCACGUGAGGUCGAAGCAUACAUUCAUCGUUCAGGCAGAACUGGAAGAGCUGGUAACACUGGAGUUGCAGUUACACUUUACGAUUCUAGAAAGUCGAGUGUAACCAGGAUUGAAAAAGAAGCUGGUAUAAAAUUUGAGCACAUUUCUGCACCUCAGCCUGAUGAUAUUGCCAGAGCUGUUGGUAUGGAAGCUGCUGAGAAAAUUAAACAAGUUUGUGACAGCGUGAUUCCUGCAUUCUUGGUAGCUGCCACGGAAUUAUUAAAAACUUCUGGUUUAUCGGCUGAAGUACUCCUCGCCAAAGCUCUUGCGAAAACUGCGGGCUUCACUGAGAUUAAGAAAAGGUCACUUCUUACAUCAAUGGAGAACCAUGUAACUCUGCAUCUUGAAGCAGGGAAACCAAUAUUCUCUCCAUCAUUUGUGUAUGGAAUGCUAAGGAGAAAUAUUCCAGAAGACAAGGUGGAACGGAUUGAAGGGUUGAGUCUAACAGCAGAUAAAACUGGAGCAGUGUUCGAUGUUGUUCAGUCGGAUCUAGACUUGUUCCUUGCAGCUGCACAAAAGAGUGCUGGGAGCAUGAGCUUGGAAGUCGUUAAGGAGUUGCCUAAACUUCAGGAGAGAGAACCAUUGCCACAAAGAAGAUUUGGUCGCAAUAAUGGAGGCGGAAACCGGUUUGGUGGAAAUCGGUUUGGCGGUGGUGGUGGCAGAGGAGGAAGAGGCGGUGGUAGAGGAGGUAGGUGGUAGGGGCCCGAAAUAUUGAAAAGCUCAAACUCUUACGUCUCCUUGACAAGAAGAACUAAGCUCCUCUCUUAUUAUGUCAUAUUACUAUCUUUGCUGCGCUGAUGAUUACUACAUUAUAGGUGUUUUUUGAAUGUUUUCUUCUUGUUUUUAUUUUUGCUUUGAUCAAACUUAAAGAGGUUCUCUUGUAUCCUCAUAUCAAUUUUGUGUAAUUUGGAUGAUAAUGAUGAUCAUUUAUUACUCAUCACUCACAAUUCACU
This is a messenger RNA of Capsella rubella, 2369 nucleotides long. RefSeq names its product DEAD-box ATP-dependent RNA helicase 7. NCBI's taxonomy places the organism in Eukaryota, Viridiplantae, Streptophyta, Magnoliopsida, Brassicales, Brassicaceae. Gene Ontology annotation, molecular function: RNA binding; helicase activity; ATP binding. The record is from RefSeq and is a predicted model, not a curated record. The coding region runs from base 109 to 2115 and encodes 668 amino acids. The transcript is spliced from 13 exons.